Messenger RNA from Drosophila bipectinata, 2505 nucleotides. It is a transcript of the gene blow, whose product is annotated as blown fuse. The record is from RefSeq and is a predicted model, not a curated record. Lineage: Eukaryota; Metazoa; Arthropoda; Insecta; Diptera; Drosophilidae.
GAAUCGAGAGUUGGGGCUGCGCUAGAGUGGGUCUCAGACCAGGCCAUCAUUCGAGCUCGAGUGAUUCAUGGUGCCGCACCACCGCUCCAAAGUCGCAGCAACUGGAAAGUCGCGCUCGCCACUUGGCUGCUCCCGGCGAUGAAAAGUACGUUCGGUCCGCGUCCGAAAAGGUGUCAACGUAGUCAGAACGUAGUGGAAAAACCGGAUGCAAAACUAAACUCACAAACUGUUAAUUUCUAAAGCAAAACGGUGUAUGUGCAGUUGGUGGAUAUGCCAGUGGUGGGUCCAGAUCGAGAUCCAGAGCAGAGGGAAGCCACAAUAAAGCCCGGGCGAGAAAUCAAACGAUCGGCAACACAACAAGCACUCAACGCACAUUAACGCAAAACGCUUCAAAUUAACACUGAACGCUAAAUACAAUAAUACGAAAAAUACAAAAACAGCAAGAAAACAAAACCCCCAAGCCAUGGAUACAAAGCCAACUACUAAACGGGCCGAAAUUGAACAGUUUCUGUUGGAACUGACGAUCCUCUCCAUCUCCAUUGCAGAUGUUCGCGCCCAUUUCCGAGCCUCGCUGGAGACCUCGGAGUACGAGAACGCCUCAAAUCUCUUCCAUGUUACGGCCGCCGAACAAACCGCCGCUCUCCUGGCCCGCUGUGAGAUUCUUCUGGCCUCGGGAUCUGGAGUUGGUUGCGCCACAGACGAGCAGGCGGCAUCCAAACGGCUAAGUAGCCUGGUGGACUGCGUCGACAGCAAGGUGGGCGCGGAUACCGGUCCCACUGGCCCCAACUACCUGCCGAUGUUAACCUCCCCGUCCUCCUCGAAGAACUCUCUGUCCGCAUCACGAGAAUACAUAGAUCUUGGGAGCAGUGGCUCACUGGACCGCUGCUCCACCGGCCAACCGGUUAUGGGAUCAGCCGAAAAGGAGCAGCACCAACUUUACGAGAUCUGCCAGACCCAAGAUACGAGGUUGGGACAGGACGAAGACGAAGCCCAGCAGGUUAUCACAUUCACCCACGAGUUGAUCCUCGAUUGUCCGUAUGCAGAUCUCCCGGCAGGACAUUUGGCACUGCAGCGUUCCACCAAAUACGGGCAGCUGCAGAGGAUCGUUCCCAAGCGACUGUUCUUCGAUCAGACCCGCAAGUGUUAUUGUGGAAUCCUCAACGACUGGAUGCUGUGCUAUGCAGACGGACCGACUUCCUGCCGGCCUAGUAGCACUCUCUACCUGAAGUGCUCCUCCAUCGAGAUCGAGCACUUCGGGGAGGGCAAGCGGCGCGAGAUCUGCUUCCAAAUAACCACCGAUGACCCCAACAAAAAGUUUGUCUAUCAGGCCAACAACGAGGUCGAUGCCAAAGAGUGGAUACACGCCAUCGAGGCGGCCAUCCGCGGAGAUGCAAGGGCGCAUACUCCCCUAAAGCUUCCACCUCCCCGGAAGCUGCCCACACCUCCCGUUCAGAAGAAGGCUGGCUACACACCAGCGGAUAUUAUUUACGAAGAGCCCUCUCCGAUCUAUGGGUUGAUGGACUCUUCGUCGACAAUGGUGCUGCCCAAGCUGCCGGAAAAAAACAACAGUCCCAGCGCCCUGGCACGUCGAUUCGAGUACGAUGUACCCAAAUGUCCUGCUCAGCCGCUGGAGGAAUCCAAUGGUUCGGGCGCAGUAGAGGGGGAGUCCCUGGGGCUGCUCAACCUAGAGCAGGGUGAGCAGGUGAAGUUGCAACCGCAACCGUCCAGCUUGCAUGGCAAUCUGUCGCUGGACUUUCAGGCCAAAGUCAAGACGGUGCACAGCGAACUGUCGAACCAGCUCUCCCCGGGAGGACCCAGUCCGGAUCGCUUAAAAAAGGCUGUGAAGAAGAGCUACUCCAACGGCAGUGGCAGCGAGCCGGAGAUGCUCUCCCCGCUAACCAGCCCCACCCACACACCCACAAAGGAGCAGAAGAAGCAGCGCAAGGACAGCAAGGACUGCGACAAACUGGCCAGGAACUGGUUCCUCAAUCGCCUUAACAAAAGCACUGGAAUGAAGGUCACCAAUUCGGGCAGUGGAUCGCCAGCAAACGGGAAAUGCAAGCAAAGCGAAAAAGAGAACCUUCUGACUGAUCCCGAUCCAGGCGAGUGCUACGAACCCGGCAGUUCUCCGGGCGACCGAGAUGGCAGUCUGUCCGGCAGUCACCCCACAUCACCCUGCCUCAAGGCUGAGGCCCAAAGCAAAGUCAACAGGAUCAUCAACCAGUUCGAGAGCAGCGGUCACCUGUCCACCAUGUUCAGUGUGGAGGCACUGGCUGCCAAUGCGCUCGCCUCGCUCACCUCCUUCUGCGAUGGCGACGGGUGCAACAACUACGAACCCAUCAUGCCCCUGGCCACCACGCCCAGCAGCUUCCUGAAGAAGGUCUAGGCCAAGGCCCUCUUCCGACAUGGCGUCUCUGUAUUGUAGAUUUAAUUCUUAGGCUAGUGAAACCACUCUCCGGAUGUGACAUCAACUUUGACAUAAAAUUUUAAUAUCAAAACAAUGGU